Messenger RNA from Lasiodiplodia theobromae, 2211 nucleotides. Its product is annotated as Transcription factor. Lineage: Eukaryota; Fungi; Ascomycota; Dothideomycetes; Botryosphaeriales; Botryosphaeriaceae. Gene Ontology annotation, biological process: regulation of transcription by RNA polymerase II. Gene Ontology annotation, molecular function: RNA polymerase II cis-regulatory region sequence-specific DNA binding; DNA-binding transcription factor activity, RNA polymerase II-specific. The record is from RefSeq and is a predicted model, not a curated record. The transcript has a single exon. The coding region runs from base 1 to 2211 and encodes 736 amino acids.
AUGGCUGCGACGCGUCGCCAGCAGCCGCCGUUGCAGAUUUUCCAGGACCCCGUCACCUCGUUCGACCAUCAUGAAGUCGCCGAAGCCGAAGCCGCCCUCCUCUCCGCCCUAGGUCCCGUUACCGACGUCUCGUCAAGCCACCACACCCUCCUCAACCCUUCCCACGGCGAGGGCAGCGCACAUUCGCCGCGCAAAUCCCCGGCGCAGUCCAGCUCGCCGGCCCCGCACGCUCUGGCUGAGAGCAACAUUAACUCCAUCUCCAUCCCUCCUCCUCGCCACAAUGACUUCACCACCGACUCACCUCUCAAGAGGAAGGCAUCCCAACCACUUCUCCGCGCCUCCAAGUCGCAGAACGCCCUCUUCACCACCUUCCACUCGGCCGGCGCUACCGACAAGGAGAACGACUACGGCGCCAUCUACGGGACCGGCUUCCCCCAAUACUCGGACCCUGUCUACCAGAAGAACCAGGCAAAGCGCCAGCUCAUGGACGCCGCACCUCUGCGCGACCGCAACGCAAAAAAGUCGUCGAAGCCCCAGGAUGACGACCAGAAGCCUCUCCCAGCACCCAGCGAGAUGCCGCCUAUCGACGACGACGGCACCAAGCCGGCGUACAGCUACGCCACCCUCAUUGGCAUGGCAAUCUUGCGCGCGCCGCAGAGGCGUCUCACUCUGGCGCAGAUCUACAAGUGGAUAUCUGAGACAUUCAGUUAUUACCGCGCCGGCGAGACUGGCUGGCAAAACAGCAUCCGGCACAACCUCAGCCUCAACAAAGCCUUCAUCAAGCAGGAGCGCCCCAAGGACGACCCUGGCAAGGGCAACUACUGGGCCAUCGAGCCCGGCCUCGAGCGCCAGUUCAUGAAGGAGAAACCCCGUCGCAUGACGAACCCGGGCGACCCUAGCUUCCUGCAGUCUUAUCACAGCGAUAUUCUGAGACCGUCAACAGCACCGUCGUCGCGGCAACCCGCAGUGUCAGCGUUCCCGCUCCAGUCGACUCCUAUUGGCGAGAGCAUCGACUCGAGCAAAUUCCCCGAUGAGACUGAGCUGUCAUCUGAUGCAACUAUCCCUGCCUCGGACCCGGGGAUUCACGACGGACAGGACGCUGGCAAUGAAAACGAUAUGCCGCCGCCUUCGUCGCACGCCCUGCGUUCUUCACCGCCGCCCCCGGCUGAGAUCCACUCUUCGCCCCCGCCACCGGUGUCUCGGUCGCAGCACGAGGGGACCCCUCCGCGCGCACCACGCUUGUCGUCCACGAGCCGUUCCGGCGGUCGGAAGCGCAAGUUCUCCACUCUUGGCGACAGCGGGUACUACUCGUCCAUCGAGUCGUCGGCCGUGAAGGGUCACCACGCCCUGGGCACCAUUCCCACAUCGGAAGCGGAUCUUGACCGGCCAGCGCACAAGCGCGGUCGCGCCGAGGAAGAAAUCGCGCGGAUACGUGGGUCAUCGUACGACAGUCCCACGAAGAACCGUCCUCUCCUGAAGCCGUCUGGCAACGAGUACCCGUCGUCGUCACCCUUCCGUCCCUUCGACAAGACAAGCGUUGAGCUGACGGCGCCGCUCACUCCUGCCAUUGUCUUCAAGAAGCCUGCUAAGCCUCCCGCAUCCAUCUCGCCCAACACAAACCUUCGUGCCCACCGCAACCGUGUCCGCGAGCUCAUUGGGUCUCCGGACAAGACGCUUGGUUUGCUUGCUGAUGUGAACCCCUGGAGCCCCGCUUUCCAACUGCCUGAUGAGGAGAAUUUCAACCUCCUGGAAGACCACUUCAACGAGAACUUUGACGUGUUCAAUGACAGCCCCCUGCAGCAACCUCGUUCGUCGCGCGGUUCGCCUGAGAAGCGAUCCAUCAAGCGACCUUCCAGUGCCCGUGCUAUGACCUCUUCAAGCAUCCUCGCUGACAUUACGGGCUCGCGCGCCAACAUCGCGACGCCCGAGUCAUCGAAGCAAUGGCUCAAGCCGCCGUCACACAAGAAGAGUCUGUCUGACUUCUUCGCUGGAAGGACGUCAGCAGCUCCCAGCCCCCUCAAGACUCCUGGCGCAUCAAAGGCCGACGACCUUUUUGGCAUCGACCUUUACUCUGAUGACGGCGAGGAGCCUGGCUUGGGCUUUGACAUCCUCCAGGGCUUUCAGAAGAUCGGCUCUCGCCAGCCGCUGCUCGAGAGCCCGACCAAAAGGUCUAAGCCUGGCUUCGGCCGAAGCCACACCACCCUGCUCUGA